Molecule: messenger RNA, 2651 nt
Organism: Exophiala dermatitidis NIH/UT8656
Lineage: Eukaryota; Fungi; Ascomycota; Eurotiomycetes; Chaetothyriales; Herpotrichiellaceae
Exons: 1
Coding region: 350-2281 (643 amino acids)
Biological process (GO): apoptotic process; negative regulation of toll-like receptor 9 signaling pathway
Source: RefSeq, a predicted model, not a curated record
GCCCACCCACUCGCUACUAGUUGCAGUACUGGCAACUUGAAUGCCACGAGGUGCACAGUGACUGGCAUGGCUCCAUGACCACUCCUGGCACUGCUCUCCAGCUUUACUGUACCACUCUGGCCUGGCCUGCUCCGAGCCUGGCGUGCGCUUGCUUAAUGCACUGCAGUGCCGUCACGCUGUGUAACCUGAUGCACCCUGCUAACCUCACCUUCACUUCACCUUCACCCACUCUCACCUCACCACCGCAUUCAGUUCUCCAGACACUUCUUGUAGACCAUGUUUAGGCCCUAGACAUAUCACCUCCCUUUCAGAGGUUCUCCCUCAUUGCGCCUCCCCUUCCUUCCCUGAGAUGUCUUCCAGUCGUCGGAACAGCGUUGAAGAUGCAGAGCAUCACACGCACAACCUCGUCGACGGGGUUGCCCACCUCAAGAAUAAAGCAAAGGAAAAGACCAAAAAGUUACUUGACGCUACAGGUCCCCCUGCGCCAGACGGCUAUGAAUCAGACGACAAUGCAGACGACAUCUUUUCCGACGCCGCCUUCGACCCUGCGAAGAUACAGCAAGCAUCCGCGCCCAGGUCUCGCUCUUCAACCCGCGGGAGCAUCUCCGAUGGCGUCAAGGACUUGAAACACAUCAUCGCUCAUCCCAGGCGCGUCAUACGCAACAAGGCAACCCGAGUGACUGCAGACAAGCUAGGCAAUACUAAUCAUCCGACGCUCACUCUUGAGCAGGACCAGGAAUUGCUCGACGCCCAUGACGGUCUAGCGCGAGCCACCUCCAACGCGUCGUCGGCCACUGAUGUUGACAAGGCCAAUUCCGAGGUGGAUGAUGCUCAUGCGCGAGUCCAGAAACUUGAACAGCAAAGAGAAAGCCUGCAGACUGCGUGGGUCCUGAGUCGUCAUGUCUCUCGGGUCAAAGUAGUCCAGCCCAUCCCUCGCCCUGACCGGUCACAAUUCGAAGUCCUCACCGAGGAUGGCCAGAAGCGACUGCAGUGGGAACGAUAUAUAGGACACCUGCUUCUCUAUUACACUCAAGGGUUCACAGCACCGUACAUUGACGAUUUCGAUUCUCCUCCUUUUGACUUGGAAGACCUCGCUCGACUCGUUGAACGAAUUGCCAUCACCAGUGCUCCAUGGCAGGCGUUUUUCGUCGAUAUCCGGAAUGUCUACAUGUGGACCGACCCAAAGCGAACGGCCCGCUGGUUAGCCCUGUACAGCGUUCUAUGGUACACGCAGCAUCUGGUGGGCUAUCUCUACUUCUACAUCAUUUAUUCGACUAUCCGCAAUCGUUUCCGUCCGAGUUCCGUCCAGACGAUCAGAGAAAGCGUGGCAAGAUCCAUCGACCGUGGGAGUCGUGCGCAUGCGUGGGGUGAAUUAAUCCAACGGCAUGGCAAGGCCGACUGGCUUGAGCCCUUGCUGGACGAGCUGGGUCCCAUGAUCCAGCUGCAACUCGGUGAUUUGGCCAACCUUCUGGAGGUGUUGAUCAAUUUCCAUCGCUGGGAACGGCCGAGAAUGACCAACGCCACGUUGUUUCUCUUCGCGUGUUGUCUUCUUACCUCACUGCUUACGGACAUGGCGUUCUGCAUGAAGGUGGUCACGUUAGUCGCUGGAGGUGCGUUCUUCUUCUCGUAUCCUAUUGCUACACGUUGGCCGAAAUACCGGAUUGUUCUCUCGCCAUUCCGAUGGAUUUUUUGGGACAUUCCCACCCAUGCCGAAUUGGCCAUCCAACAACUACAAGAAAAAGCACUGGUCAGAAAUGCGGACCUUGCCGAUUUCGAGGUACCACAUCCUCAGGACAUUUCGGACGAAGACAGUAUAGUACAAGAACAAGAAGCACUGGUUGAUAAUGAGAAACGAUCGGCGGACUCCCGGCUCUUCAAAGUUUAUGACAAGCAGUAUGGAAGGGGCUGGCUAGUUGUGAGUCGUACCGGUAUUGCGGUCCAGACAAUGGAAAGACAAACCCGGAGUUGGCCAUUUAGCGAACUUUUGGAGAUGCGCAAGAUCGAUGAUGUGGAUGUCGAUUCCAUGCUCAAGAAUCUCAAACAUGUGCAAUCCCGCUCGGCGACGGUGCUGCAAUUCGAGUUUAUGUCUGGUGACACCGAGGCGGAUAAGACGUUGACGGUUCUACUCCAACCGGCCGAUCGUGAUCGAGUAUUCAAUCUUGUACUGGCAUGGAGUGGCGUGAGGUGGCAAGCGUUGAUGCUGGAAAGACACAAUACACGGAACGACAACAAAAGCGAUCGAAGCAACCUGCAAAGAGCCAUUAAGCGAGCGAUUUAUUGAUCAACGCAGCAUACACCGGCACAGUUCGUUUUCGAUUAUGGACAAGACAGCAAGCGUUUGCAUUCAUUAGCAGGGGGCAUGGCAGUGAUACCCAUCAUCAGGAAGUGUUGAAACGCGACCAAGCAGCCUCUGCUUUUAUCAGUAGUACAGCAUUAUCAGUAUUCGGUUAGCAAGCAUUGCAUUCAUCUUUGAUCGAGUCACAAUUAAUAUUACUAGUAGUGUGGUCAUAACAAUAAAGAGCUGCCAGUGUGCCAGAAGACAUUGAUAUCUAGCUGAGUCUCGAUGAUGAUGUCCACCAGCGGGAUAUGCAUAUAAUACUCGCAGGUCUAAAAGAUGCUCGGCUGCCUCGGCCGGGCAGGGUUAUUUCCGA